Cuscuta epithymum is the source of this 726-nucleotide messenger RNA. The record is from the annotation of a GenBank genome assembly. Lineage: Eukaryota; Viridiplantae; Streptophyta; Magnoliopsida; Solanales; Convolvulaceae.
CUACGCGGCCCAUUACAGAAACCCUGGCUCUAACCCCUCCGCCAUUAUCUCACACCUAUCUUCUGCGCCGCCCAUAAGCCAUUAGCUCUAAACAAUGACGACGCAUUUGAAGAAAAACAGGAAGAAGAGAGGCCAUGUUAGCGCCGGCCAUGGCCGUAUCGGGAAGCACCGGAAGCAUCCGUCGGGUCGCGGUAACGCCGGAGGAAUGCACCACCAUCGGAUCCUCUUCGACAAGUACCAUCCGGGAUACUUCGGAAAGGUCGGUAUGAGGUAUUUCCAUAAGCUGCGAAACAAGUUCUACUGCCCUACUCUCAACAUCGAUAAGCUCUGGUCACUCGUCCCCGAGGAAGUCAGAUCCAAAGCUUCUAAGGACAAAGUUCCGAUGAUUGACGUCACGCAAUUCGGAUACUUUAAGCUCCUGGGCAAGGGCGUGCUCCCGAGCAACCAGCCUGUGGUGGUGAAGGCCAAGCUUGUUUCGAAGAUCGCGGAGAAGAAGAUCAAGGAGGCAGGUGGGGCUGUUGUUCUUACAUCAUAGAUUCGUUUCAAUUGAUUUGAGUUUUUAUUAUUAUGUUGUUUUAAUUGUUAGACAAGCUUAUGGAACAGAUUUUCUACAAUUUACCCAUGCUAUGGAGUUUAAUCUGCAAUAUUAUCAGAAAUACAUGCUUAUCUUUGAUUUCUGGAAUGUUUUUUCAUUUUGUUUCCUAGGAUCAUUAUCAUGCCAGUAAC